UUACCCUUUGAACACACAGUGCAUGUUCAGAGGAAUAAACCGAAACUGUAUAGACUGCAGUGUGUUCGCCACUCGGUUCAGAAAGUUGAAAACUUGGUGUAAACUGUGAACUUACCUUCGAUUUCUUUCCGCAUCGACAUCAUGGCGUUCUCUCAACUGACGACUAGCAUGCACAAUUACCAUUUUCCUUGUGGCUUCCAUGAAGAUAUGACGAUGAUGCAUGCACAGCUACUGCGAAACAAUCCCCAGCAGAUAUCGAGCUGCACGAGCAGUAAUCAGUAUCGCACGCGCGCCUACACAGCGAAAAACUGUGCACUCGAUACCCUGAUGUUAUUUGGAGGCUGUUGCGAGGAGGACAACGCUUUCUUCUUCGAAGCUCAGGUUGAAUCCGUUCCGAAAAAGUUACGAAUUGAGGACGGACGGUUUUCCUCGACUUUUAGCGAUUAUCCACCGAACGAAGUGAAGUUUCACGGUAUGACGACGGAUAGCUUCGGACGACCUCGCGCUGCGCCUGCUGCGUAAUUGUCCGCGUUACCUUAGCUCAAGUCCACUGCUUAGUGACUGGGUAGCCUAACAAAACUUGAUGUUUUGAGUAACCGGGGAAACCUGAUUUGCUGUACAAUACAUAACUUCAUUUGGGCAUUUACGGAUUACGGGUUUCAGGGCCAACGAAUAUUGCACGACGCACAUGCCGAUGACCUUUUGGAACGUUGCUCCUCUGAAACACUUCGCAAAUACUUCUGAUUAAUUUUGGCUCGAAGUCGUUCUAUGAUUCGUUCAUCCUUUUCACAUGGUGUCACAUACUUCAACCGCACAGUUUUCCAGAGCACGUAAUAUGCACCUCCGAUAUUUUAUCAAUUAGUCGCACCCUGUUAUUUUACUGUUUUAUCACUUUUAUGUAAAACGAUGCGGUAUCUGUGACGGCGUGCGCCGUUAAAUGAGC
Molecule: messenger RNA, 943 nt
Organism: Paramacrobiotus metropolitanus
Lineage: Eukaryota; Metazoa; Tardigrada; Eutardigrada; Parachela; Macrobiotidae
Exons: 3
Coding region: 142-522 (126 amino acids)
Source: RefSeq, a predicted model, not a curated record